AUGGCUCCCAUUUCCCAUAUGAUCGUUAAAUGGGCUCUCAUUAGCCGCAUUCGUCGGUGGAGAUAUUCAACUUUAGUGGAAAAACUGGCCACAACACUAGGCGCGGCGCUCGGCUUCAUCUGCUCUGGAGGACUGGUGCUAGCUGUUCUGAUAUACGGAGAAAUAACAGCACUUUUUAUACAGAGACACAACGCGAGGGAAACCAGGGGAGAUGCGAGUAUAUUGGAGAUAUUUGGAGGAGGAACGAGAUUGGACGCCGGUAAUAGAACUCUUCACAUGGACGCACUAGUAGAUGACUCGGUGGCGUUUGCUCUGGCGAGUGUGGCCAUCAUGAUGUGCCAGUUAGUGGCUGCAGCUCUAGCUGUCACUCUCGCCAACUGGGCAGCUGGGAGAAUGAUAACGCGAUUAAGAUGGAAGUUACUACGCUCUGUACUGAGUCAAGAAAUAGCUUUUUUUGAUACAAAUACGACAAUGAACUUCGCAUCAGCUUUAACAGAAGACACGGAAAAAUUAAAGAUGGGUGUUGGAGAACAUGUGGCCAUGGCAUCUUAUUUGGGUGGAAGUAUAGUGAUGUGCUGCUCGGUCGCAUUGGCGGAAGGUUGGCAACUCACAUUGGCUGGACUAGCGGUAGUGCCAGUGUCGUUACUAAUGGCGGCCACUGUUGCCAAAAACUUGACCCGUUGGUCCGCUGAAGAAGUAACCGCGUAUGGUACGGCGGGACGUAUUGUAGAACAAGCGUUGUCUGCUAUCAGGACAGUGAGAGCAUAUUCUGGAGAACACGUGGAAGUUGGGAAAUACUCAGAAGCGCUAACUGCUGCUAGUUCUGCGGCUAAGAGGCGCUGUAUGUGGUCAGGCGCGGGCGCAGGAGUUGGCUGGUUAUUGACGUACGCUCUGAAUGCGAUUGUAUUCGCUUACGGAGCAGCUCUGAUAGUGAGAGAUAGGAAUGGAGGGGACUACCACCCAGGAGUUAUGGUCUCGAUACUCUUCCUAUCAUUCAUGGCGGCACAGAACAUAGCUAUGUGUAACCCGCACCUGGAAAUCUUCUCAACAGCGAGAGGAGCUGCGAAGAUCCUGUUCAAACUUCUGGAGAGGGAGUCCAGGAUAAACGCUUUGGAGGAAACCGGGAUAAAACCUGAAGGAUUCAAGGGGAAUAUAAUAUUUGAUAAUUUAUACUUCAAUUACCCAUCACGACCUGAUGUGAAGGUCCUUCGUGGUUUAACCUUAAAGGUUACAGCCGGAGAGACCGUGGCGCUAGUCGGUGGGUCAGGAUGUGGCAAGUCCACGUUACUACAGCUGUUACAGAGAUGUUAUGAACCAGACAGUGGGAAUGUACUCGUUGAUGGACAUAAACUGAACAAACUGCACUUACAUCACUUCAGGAAAAGUAUUGGUGUGGUAGGCCAGGAGCCGGUUCUGUUCAGCGGCACCAUCCGUGACAACAUCACACUCGGAGUAGAAGGAGCGACUGAAGCUGACGUCAUUGAAGCUGCGAAAACUGCGCACGCACAUCAAUUUAUAGUCAAGCUUGCUAAUGGUUAUGAUACGUUUUUGGGUGAGAAGGGAGCGCAGUUAUCCGGCGGUCAGAAGCAGCGGGUGGCUAUAGCCAGGGCUCUUCUUCGUAAGCCGGCUAUAUUGCUUCUGGAUGAACCAACUUCUGCUUUGGAUCCGGCUUCAGAAAGACAGGUACAAGCAGCCUUAGAUGCUGCCAGCGAAGGAAGAACUACACUCGUUGUUUCACACAGAUUAUCAACAAUAGAGAAGGCGUCCCGCAUCGUGUAUGUAGAACAAGGAGCUGUUCUUGAACAAGGAACUCAUGAAGAACUGGUUGAGAAAAAGGGAGCUUACUGGAGACUUCUACAAGAAGAUAUGACGAACAAGAAUAUAGAAAAUAUAUUAGCAGAAUCUCAAGAUGAUGAUGAGGUGGUCGAAAAUCAAAUUGAAUUUAAAAGAGUCAAUCGGGCUAGUAGUGUGAUCUCUACACAAAAAGAUAACUUUGUCAGAGACAGUUUCGUGCGAGGCAGUCGCCGCCUCGGUCCAAUCUCAACUGUUCCAACAACACCAGUUUUAUCUGAUGAUGAAGAAGAUGAACCGGAAGUCCCAGUAUCAACGUGGCGCCUCCUGUUAUUAAACGCUCGUGAGUGGCGCCACCUGGCGGGCGGGUGUGCAGCCUCGCUGGUGAUAGGAGCCACGAUGCCGGUGUUUGCAUUCCUCUUCUCAAAACUAUAUCGGAUGUUCUCAUGGCCAGAUCCUGAUCAAAUCUUAGAAUACUCUCAGUUCUACGCCGCUAUGUUCGCCUGCGCGGCCGUCAUCAGCGGGAUCGUGACGUUCCUACAGACUUAUCUGUUCGGAGUGGCGGGCGCGAAACUAACUGACAGACUUAGGACAAUGACCUUUAGCAAUUAUUUGAUACAAGAACAAGGCUGGUUCGAUCUACCUAAUAAUUCAGUUGGUUCGUUGUGCGCUCGACUUGCUACUGACUGCGCGGCUGUUCAGGGUGCUACUGGUACUAGACUGGGCACCAUGCUGCAAGGCAUCAGUACCAUGGUGUUAGGAGUUACGCUAGCCAUGGUGUACUCAUGGAAAAUGACUGUCGUCAGUCUACUCAGUGUUCCUUGUGUAAUUGGCGCUAUAUGUCUUGAAGGCUGGAUCACGAAGAAGUGUGAAGUGAAGGAGCGGAAGGCGUUAGAAGCGGCCUCUCGCCUCGCAACUGAAGCUGUUAUUAAUGUUCGGACUGUACAUAGUUUAGGUGUAGAGCACACGAUCUUAACUCGUUACUCCACCCUCCUCUCAUCGUGUGCACAGAACAGCACAGUGUAUGUGCGCGGGCCUGUGUACGGUCUGUGUCUGUGCGCGCCCACACUGGGCUACGCUGUGUCCCUCGCGUACGGAGGAUACUUGAUAGCUAGGGAGGACUUGGAAUAUGAUUAUGCUAUAUUAGUAUCUGAAGCGUUAAUCUACGGAGCCUGGAUGUUGGCUGAAGCUUUAUCAUUUGCACCAAACUUCACGGCAGCUAAACGUUCGGGCGCCAGAAUAAUAAGAGCCCUUGAUAGAAAACCAAAGAUCGUCACCGAAGAUACCGCUGUUGAUGAUGAUUGGACCGCGAGUGGUAACAUAUGUUUGUCCAACGUCCACUUCCACUACCCCACUCGGUCCAAGGUCCCAGUACUGAGAGGUCUGUCCUUGGAGCUAGCUGCGGGUCGGACCCUCGCGCUGGUCGGACCCUCGGGCUGUGGCAAGAGCACCGUCAUGCAUCUGUUACUGAGGAACUACGACCCUGUUAGGGGAGAUGUCACUUUGGACAACCGAAACAUCAAAACAUCUCUGACGCUGAACAAACUCCGAGCUCAACUAGGUCUGGUGCAGCAGGAGCCGGUGAUGUUUGAGAGGUCCAUCAGGGAGAAUAUAGCGUACGGAGACAACACGCGCCCGGUGUCCAACGAGGAGGUCAUACACGCCGCGAAAAUGGCUAACGUGCAUACAUUUGUAGCUGGAUUGCCGCUGGGAUACGACACAGUUCUAGAGGCGGGUAGCGCGGCUCUCUCCGGUGGACAGAAACAACGCGUGGCCAUCGCGCGGGCUCUGUUACGGAACCCGAAGAUAUUAUUACUGGAUGAAGCGACCUCCGCCUUGGACGCUGCGGGGGAAAAGAUAGUACAAGCAGCGCUCGAGUCAGCGUCCAAGGAUCGCACGACCGUCAUCAUCGCUCACCGGCUGGCGACCGUGAGGCACGCGGACGUUAUAUGUGUACUUGAUAAAGGCGUGGUUGCUGAAAGCGGUUCACACGAAGAAUUAGUUAACAAACGAGGAUUAUACUGGGAGCUACUACAACAACAAGGACAGACGGGAGACGCGUGA
Messenger RNA from Danaus chrysippus (African queen), 3855 nucleotides. Lineage: Eukaryota; Metazoa; Arthropoda; Insecta; Lepidoptera; Nymphalidae. The record is from the annotation of a GenBank genome assembly.